AUGUAAAUUCUAAUGAACAAAAAUCAUCUAUGAGUUAAAAAAACCUGGAAGAUAUUGGGGACAGGUAACAUGUCACUAUCCAACCUCCACCUCUAACCUGCAUUUCCCCCUUCAAAUUCUUCAAAUUCUUCAAAUCUAAGCUAAACACAAAUCCUCUUUACAGUAACACAAAAUCAAGAACAGAAUUUUUUUUUCAAACCAAAAGAAUCAAUGAAAAGAACUCACCUUAGAUACAUCCACCAUAAAAAAUGGUCAACACCCAUUAUUGUAUUCACAAUCUUGGCUCUAAUACUCCUUCUUACACUAAUUUUAACCAACCCCACUUCCUCAUUUAAGCCUAAAUCAUCAAACCCACAAUCAAAAUCAGUUCUUUCUGAUGAAAAAGCUGAAAUCUUGCCUGAGUUGCCUCGAUUAGCUUACUUGAUUUCGGGUACUAAAAAUGACGGAGUAAAGAUGAAACGGCUGCUUCAGGCAGUGUACCAUCCAAGGAAUUAUUAUCUGUUGCAUCUUGAUUUGGAGAGUUCAGAUAGUGAGAGAUUGGAGUUGGCUAAGUAUGUUAAGUUGGAAUUUGUGUUUAGGGAUUUUGGGAAUGUUAAGGUUGUGGGUAAAUCAGAUCUGGUUACCUAUAAAGGGCCUACUAUGUUGGCUUCUAUGUUACAUGCCAUUGCUAUUCUAUUGAAGCUGCCUAAGAAAUGGGAUUGGUUUAUUAAUCUCAGUGCCUCUGAUUAUCCCCUUAUGACUCAAGAUGAUAUACUCCACAUUUUCUCAUACUUGCCUAGGGAUCUGAAUUUUCUUGAGCACUCAAGUAAUAUUGGUUAUAAAGAGUUUUCUAGGGUGAGGCCUAUUAUAAUAGAUCCUGGUUUAUAUCAUCUGAAGAAAUCUGGCGUGUUCUGGGCUAAGGAGAAAAGAUCUGCUCCUGCUUCUUUCAAGGUGUUCAUGGGGUCUGAAUGGGUGAUGCUCUCAAGGCCAUUCCUUGAGUUUUGUAUUUGGGGCUGGGACAAUCUACCGCGCACUCUUCUGAUGUACUACACAAAUUUCUUGUAUUCUCUCGAAGGCUACUUCCACACCAUUGUCUGCAAUCACAAAGACUACCAGAACACGACAGUGAACCACGACUUACAUUACAUCAAAUGGGAUAAUCCCCCGAGGCAGUAUCCUAUCAAUUUAACACUCAAGCACUUUGAGGACAUGAUCCAGAGCGGUGUCCCCUUUGCUCGUACUUUUGCUACUGAUGAUCCAGUUCUUGAUAAAAUUGACAAGGACAUCUUAAGAAGAUCUCAUGGCCGGUUUUCGUCAGGGGCUUGGUGUGUGGGAACUUCUGCUUUAGGCAAAGAUCCUUGUAUAGUUUAUGGAAGUAUAGAUGCUGUGAAACCAUCAGCAGGCUCAAGAAGCCUAGAGAAACUUGUACUUAAGCUCCUUGAUACUGAAAAUUUCAGGUCAAGACAAUGUAAAUAAAUUAUACACUAUCCUUUUUUCCUCUUGAAAAUCUCUUUUUUCUCUUUUCAUUUUCUUUUUCUUUUUGCCUCUUUGCUUUGUUUAGUUAUUUGGCAUGCUGUGAAUCAAACCCUUUUGUCUGUUA
Messenger RNA from Solanum dulcamara, 1579 nucleotides. RefSeq names its product beta-glucuronosyltransferase GlcAT14C. Gene Ontology annotation, molecular function: glucuronosyltransferase activity. Bases 211 to 1455 code for a protein of 414 amino acids. The record is from RefSeq and is a predicted model, not a curated record. Lineage: Eukaryota; Viridiplantae; Streptophyta; Magnoliopsida; Solanales; Solanaceae. The transcript is spliced from 4 exons. Gene Ontology annotation, cellular component: membrane.